AUGUCAUUUGUAAUUAAACAACCAUUAUAUAAUCGAUUUUCACUUGAUCGACAAUAUCCAAUGUCAUCAUCAUUAUAUCAUGGUCCACCUUCCUUUAACUAUCGACCUAUAGUAUCUACAUUAAAAGAUUUUACACAUGAGUCACCGAUUAUCGAGCAAAAAUUUUACAUAACUUAUAGUAAACUACCACCACAUCCAGUAAUCAAACACAAUAUCUCAGUAGAGAAAGCUUAUUUCUCACCUAAUACAUCUCUGAAAUUUGUUGAUAAUCGAACAAAUGUUAAUGAAAGUUUAUACUAUAUUCUUAGUGCUCAAGAAAGUCAACAACAAGCAGUAACAUCAAUGCGUGGUCAAGGUGUACGUAGUGUACAUUUACAUCGUUCAAAACAUGAUGAAGGUUUUGGUUAUUCUUUACAAUACAGUAGAAAUUAUUUUCUUGUUUCUCACAUUGGACAUGAUAGUCCAGCUGCUAAUAGUGGUCUUUGUUUAAAUGAUGUUAUAAUUGCAGUAAAUCAACAAUCAACAGAAGAUAUGUCUUAUGAUACUUUGACUAAAUUAGUUGAUAAAGAUAAUGAUGUUGAAUUUCUUGUUCAACCUCUUGAAGAAUAUCUACGUUUCCAAUAUGGACCAAAACAAGAUGAAAAAUCGACAUCAACAUUAUCAACAGAUGAUAAUGGCAAAAAACGAUUUAAAGCAAGUGUUAUUAAAGUUUUGAGAAAAUUAAAACAACAUUGA
Messenger RNA from Rotaria sp. Silwood1, 735 nucleotides. The record is from the annotation of a GenBank genome assembly. Lineage: Eukaryota; Metazoa; Rotifera; Eurotatoria; Philodinida; Philodinidae.